GCUGUGUACCUCAACGCCGCAUCUGUGAUUAUUCUGGGCUGGACCCCGUUUGGACUGUCUUAACAUGCGGGGAGUUCAGAGUGAUGCUCUGCUGCUUGGCUUGAUGGUUUGGAUGGGAAUCCUAUGGGGAGAAAUCACAACCCAAGACGAGUCUGGUUUGACUCCUCCACCCAGCCUCGCUCCAGUGAUGCAGGUACCAGCACCUAAAGAUACCCCCAGAGGAGUUGCGUCCAUGGGACAGGACUUCCUCGAGUCGGUCCUGUCUCAUAAGGAUCAUCUUCUGGCCCAGAAGGGCGUGACUCUUCCCAGCGGUUUACCCCCUAAUCUGGUGCCCAUGUUGGGGAAGGAGCUGGGGGCCGGAGCAGAGGCCCUGUCGCCUGACCAGCCCCUCCUGAGGAAGAUGCUGCCUGCACACAGCGCCACCGACCGCCCCACUUUACCUCCAGCCUACGACCUCCCCACCGAACCCCCGGAGGCUGUUGCAACACCGAGCUGGGAUACCGAUGCUCCAACUCCACACCCGCAACCUUCAGGCACUGUUGCGAUUCCAACCACUGUGAGCGCUGACACAGCGUCUGGUGUUUUCACCUCAGCUGUAACAAACUGCAGGGUCAAUUUCACCGACCCAGAGGGCUACAUCGAUUCUUCAGACGAUCCGCCCCUCCCUGAAGCAGCGUUUCUGCAGUGCACUUAUACAGUGACCGUCUACACGGGUUACGGUGUGGAGCUACAGGUGAAAAGCGUCAACCUGUCAGAAGGCGAGCAGCUGUCAAUCAGAGGGGUGGAUGAAGGCGGGGCCCUGCUCGUACUGGCCAAUCAGACGCUCCUGGUGGAAGGUCAGGUGAUCCGCAGUCCGACCAACACCCUGUCUGUGUUCUACCGCUCGUCUCCAGAGGGAGGAGUCGGCAUGUUCCAGCUGCAUUAUCAAAUUUUUCGCCUGAGUUGCGCCCUACCUCGACGGCCUCAUUUUGGGGAGGUGUCGGUAAAAGAUCUGCAUCCCGAAGGCACGGCCCAUUUCCAGUGUCACAUGGGAUACCACCUGCAGGGGGACGCCACGCUCACAUGUCUCAAUGCCUCGCUGCCUGUGUGGAGCCAACAUGAGCCAAGCUGCAGAGCUUUGUGUGGAGGGGUUGUAAAAAACGCUACGGUGGGCCGGGUGCUGUCCCCCUCACCCCAUCCGGGCCCUAACAGCACCCUGGACCGCAGCUGCUCUUGGUCCCUAGAGGCUCCUAAUGGCCAAAGGCUGCACCUGCAUUUGGAGAGAAUGGUGUUGGGCCUGACAGACAGGCUGGUCUUAUGGAGUGGGCUCGACGCAGGUUCGGUCGUCCUGUUUGAUUCUGGGCGUGGCGGUCCCAUCCCGUUUGAGGGAGUGAUUAGCGAAGGUCCAGCUGUUCGGGUCCAGUUUAUAACAGACCAACCUAAUAGUCACAACACUGGAUUCAAUAUACGUUAUGAAGCAUUUGAGAAGGGCCACUGCUACGAACCAUACAUCCAGAAUGGAAACUUUAGCACAACAGACCCAACUUAUGGUGUGGGGACGGUGGUGCAAUUCACCUGUGACCCCGGGCACUCCCUGGAGCAGGGGCCGCCCAUCAUCGAGUGCAUUAACACACGAGACCCCUACUGGAACGACACAGAACCCCUCUGCAAAGCUCUCUGUGGCGGCGAUCUGUCCGGCCCCAGCGGCGUUAUCCUGUCCCCAAACUGGCCCGAAUGGUACGGGGAGGGCGAGGACUGCAGCUGGAGGAUUCACGUCGGCGAGGACAAACGCGUCCUGCUGGAUGUGCAGCUCUUGAAUCUCAGCGACAGUGAUAUGCUAACCAUUUUGGAUGGAGAUGAGGUCACAACACGCAUACUGGGCCAGUUUGUUGGGGGAACCAGCCCGUUUAAGAUGUCCUCCUCGACCCCUGACCUCACCAUCACCUUCCACUCAGACCCAGCCGGCCUGGUCUUCGGGAAGGGAGAGGGUUUCAUCAUCAACUACAUGGAGGUGUCACGCAACGACUCGUGUCCAGACCUGCCUGAGAUCCAGAACGGCUGGAAAACCACGUCUCAUGCGGCGCUCGUGCGUGGAGCCCGUAUUACGUAUCAGUGCGACCCGGGGUACGACCUGGUGGGCAGUGAAACCCUGACCUGUCAGGUGGACCUGAGCUGGAGCACACAGCCUCCGUUCUGUGAGAAGAUUAUGUACUGCACAGACCCUGGACACGUGGAGCACUCCACACGCACGCUGUCCGAUCCCAAACUCUUGGUUGGCACCACUAUCCAGUAUAGCUGCAUUCCCGGAUUCAUCCUGCAGGGCGGCGCCACACUCACUUGCUACGGUCGAGAACCUGGCACCCCUGUUUGGACUUCUCACUUGCCUCAUUGCGUUUCGGAAGAGUCCGUGUCCUGUGAGAACCCCGGCCUUCCUGACAAUGGCUACCAGAUAUUGUCUAAAAGGCUUUACUUACCGGGAGAAUCUCUAACCUUCAUGUGCUACCAAGGCUAUGAGCUUAUUGGUGAGAUGGCCAUCAAGUGCAUUCUGGGAAAUCCCUCUUUUUGGAGUGGUCCAUUACCUCUCUGCAGAGCCAAUCAUGAAUGCUCUAGCAAUCAUGCACUAGAGGUGGCUGAGGCCACGGCAGACUCUUCUUUCGAUGGCGGAAGUAUGGCUCUAGCAAUAUUUAUCCUGGUUCUGCUAGUGUCUGUUUUACUGGGAGGAGCCUACAUCUAUGUCACGAGGUGCCGUUAUCAUUCAAACCUGAGACUUCCUCUGAUGUAUCCGCAUCCCUACAGCCAGAUCACCGUGGAAACCGAGUUUGACAACCCUCUCUACGAGACCGGAGGGGACACGAGAGAAUACGAGGUGUCCAUAUGAAGAGGUCCACAGACACGUCCCGUACUGCUCCAGCGCUUACAGGAAGUGAUGUAAAUAGAUCCUGACAACUCCACUCUCCCCACCUCCCCAACCUCCAGAGGACAGAGAGGGGCAUGAAGGGAACGGGGCUGUGAAACAGGAAGUACCAGUGCAGAGAUCGUUCGGCCAGUAGACGUUACUGUGGUUUUACGACACGUAUGCGCUCACAGCCGGAGGUUCUCAUUCUGCCAUUCACAAACAC
Labeo rohita (rohu) is the source of this 3098-nucleotide messenger RNA. Its product is annotated as seizure 6-like protein. The record is from RefSeq and is a predicted model, not a curated record. Gene Ontology annotation, biological process: synapse maturation. Lineage: Eukaryota; Metazoa; Chordata; Actinopteri; Cypriniformes; Cyprinidae. The coding region runs from base 65 to 2857 and encodes 930 amino acids. Gene Ontology annotation, cellular component: endoplasmic reticulum; neuronal cell body. The transcript has 17 exons.